CCCAGGCAAGGUUCUUUCGGUACCUGAUAAUAAUACUCCUCUACUCGCCACACUGCCGUAUCGUCACCUGGAAUGGGAGGCCUGAAUCCCUAGCGAUCCGUCCCGGUUGCAAUACAACUAAAUCUAUGUCUAAUACAGUAAACAGCUAUGGUGAAAGAAGAACAGAAGCCUGGGGCCGGGGCCUUUCGCUUCGUUAACCCUCGGCCCCGGAAGAAAAGACGACCGAAUCCUUUCUGGGCUAACCAAUAUAAUACGAAACAACAUGGAGUCCCCGGGAGACAUAGUCCGGGCGCAACAGAGGAUUCGUAUACUUCUCGCCCGAGCAAUGCCAUGAACAGAGGGAUCUUAUCACCGGAAAAUGAAAAUAGUCCCACGGAGACGAGGGACUGUGUCUAUCAGGAGCAGCAUCGGCGAUCGAGCAUAACCCCAGUUGACAUAGGAAUGUCAGCGCCAUGCGACUCCAGCGCCGAAUUGCCGGAUCAUUUGAUAGAUACGUUGGACACCGAGACUCUUUGGGAUAUAAUGGACGUAAGAAUGUCAGAUAACUGGCACAAUCACCAUGACUUGUCCACAUCCCAUCUUGCCCUUCCGUCUCCUAUGCCGUCUGGUCCCUCAUGUCUCGAUGAGACGCUAGCUCUGGAAGACCAUGACACAUAUGGUAGGACUGGACUCCACGAGAAACUCAGCCCUGACAACAGUUCAAACCGGCUCUCUUUGACUCCUGUUCCGGAUACAUUUCCCGGCACUGGAGCCAUAGAGCAAUGCCCGAAUCCAUCCCAAAGAACUACACACUCUCUAUUCAAUUUAGGGCCGUGGCCGCGGAAAAGUUCGCCUCUCGCCUUUUCCAUGCAGCCAAAGUCUCCAGAUGUAAGUGUGCAGACUCUUAUUGACAGAUACAACCGCCAGUUCUGUGCUCUACCCAUAACGUCAGACUUUCCCUAUAAUCCAUUCCGUUGCCAAACGAGGGGCUUGGAUACCUCAACUGGCCUUCUCCACGCCUUUCUAGCCAUAGCGUAUUACCACAUAGAUCGUGAAAGCCCACAUGUGGAGUACAGCGCGGAGAUGAACUUUCACAAGGGCGCCGCAAGGAAGCUCUGUGAAACUGAGCUGAAAGACAAGACUCUCCUUCGGCCUAUCUCAAGCUUCAGUAAUUUGAUAAAUACAAUUGCUGUGUUAUUCACAUUUGAGGCAGCUCAGUCGGCCAUAGGCAGGUGGUCGCACCACCUAACAUGCAUUCAUGAUAUCCUUGAACAUUCUGGGGGGGCGUCUGCCUUAUCCCGCUCCCCAAAGCUGCAAACACAAGUUAUCAUAUGUCUCUGGUGGGACGUGACUGUGGCGAUGACUUCACGUGAGGCCCCUGUCUUUCCCUACAGCUAUUUCAAUGAGCUCCUCUCGUUGGAAGAAGAGUCCCUUUGGACUUUCUUCGACAUGACAGGCUGCCCACGUGGACUACUCGUGGCCCUGGUUCAGCUUGCGCACAUGGCUGCGGAACGAGAGAGGGUCCUUGGCAUGCGGUUUGCAUGCUUUAACUUGAAAUUAGUUGAUGAUAUCGAGGAUUCAAUAUACAAUUGGUCCCCUUCUUCCCACGAAGAACCACUGGACUGGAAAGAUGAAGAGGAGAUGCACCUUGAGCAAGAUCGGAUUCAUUGUUUUGAGGCGUGGCGGUUUGCCCUACUCCUGUAUAUCCAGCGCGUGUUUCGGUGGAACAGGAAAACUGCCCCGUGGGGUAGAAUUAAAUUCCUGGCCCGCAAAGUUGUGGACCAUAUCCAGUCAUGUCGACUCUCGUCUUUCGUAUCAAAACAGGUUCUCAUGCCAGUGUUUCUCGCUGGCGCUGAGCUACAGAAUCAGGAUUGCCAUGAUACAGUGCUUCGGUAUUGCCAUGAAUGGCACAAAAAGAGUGGAUAUAAACCGUUUGGAGAUACUAGAUCCUUGUUGGAGGAGAUCUGGAAGGAGCAGGAGGAAAGCGAUUCGCAGUUGGUCUGGUGGGGGUCGGUUAUAGAUGCAAAACAUAAGAAUUUCGAGUCAUGCGAGCGCUAUAAACUGGGAUGAUAAAUUUAACGGAUAGCAUUUUGCUUCAAGAAUGAUGUUUGGAUAGCCAUGAGCUGUCAU
Aspergillus alliaceus is the source of this 2109-nucleotide messenger RNA. RefSeq names its product transcription factor domain-containing protein. Gene Ontology annotation, cellular component: nucleus. The transcript is spliced from 4 exons. Gene Ontology annotation, biological process: positive regulation of transcription by RNA polymerase II. Lineage: Eukaryota; Fungi; Ascomycota; Eurotiomycetes; Eurotiales; Aspergillaceae. Gene Ontology annotation, molecular function: DNA-binding transcription factor activity; transcription cis-regulatory region binding. The record is from RefSeq and is a predicted model, not a curated record. Bases 148 to 2049 code for a protein of 633 amino acids.